UGGCCAACGCCUUCAACCAACAACCUCAACGUGACUGCUCCGCUCCGUAGUUAAUAAAUGUAACUUGCCUACGUUGUGAGGAAAAACGAGUUAGAAGCAGGAUAGGAUAGGAUGCUGUUCAUCAAAGGUUGUUGCCCCAGACCACAGCGUUAACUAGUUAGUUACUAGAAAGCCACAACAAUCCACAACAAUCCACGCGCCCAACACUGUGGAUUUUUAAACCACUCGAUUAUUUAGCCAACCAACUCUUGCAUUUAUGUUGAAUCACCCUCCCUCCCUCCAACUGUUUCCUCCACUGUUCUUCAUGCAGAGUUGGCCUAGAGCUACAACCCUACAUGUAAGUCCCAUGAUUUACAUGUCUGUUAUUCGGGGGUUCUCUUUUCGUAGCGCCGGGCCAGAAAACGAGUUCAACUACCAGAUGCCAUUUGCUCCUCCAUCCCAGCGCUAUUUCCACUGCAUGCCAUAUCAGAUCAGACCAGACCAGACCAGACCAGACCAGAGAAGUGGGAAUCUCACUUCCCCUUUGAUGCUUUAGGAAAAAUCCACGGUUGGAGCUGGAGUUGUUCGGGGGAGCGAAAGGCUGCCCGGUUUCUCUCUAUAAAUUGUGUCCGUUCUCAUCUCCACCUGUUGUGGAAAUUGGCAUAUUGAGCGGAGCGCCGCCGUUCGUGGGCGCCAAAGGAGAGGGUAGUAGUAGUGUAACUACUACUGUCUAUCCCCACUGACAUUUGGAUCUAUUCUUGUAUCAGCAUCCGCUUGGCUGCUGGCUGCUGGCUGCUGAGAGAGAGAGAGAGAGAGAGAUGGGGAGAAGUUUUGAAUUUGCUCUUCAUUGAUCAAUUUCCCUCUCUUAUUGGUGUUGCUUGUGAGAUGUGUAACUAACUACUAUUGCUUGCUUGCUUUCUCUCUUUCUUUCUCUCUUUCUUCUGACAACUUCCUUUCUCCUUUUUCCUUUCUCUUCUCCUUCUCUCUCUCUCUAUUUCUCUUGUCACUUGUUACUCUCACAUAAACACUACACUCUCAUUUUUUAGAUUAUAUUAUUUUAUUCUGUUGAAUGCAUGCUUCUUCUGUUGUUUUGAUCACAUCAAAUAUUAAAUGAAUAUUCCAUUCUUUUGUGCUAUGUGAAUAGCCUAUUUCAUUGAUAUUGUCAUUCAAUAGAUGUUCGUCUUUCAUUUCACUGGCAACAAGACAACAACUCAUUUAUCAUAAACACUGACAGUGACAGUGACAGUGACAGUUAUUUUCAUUGUUUGUUAUUGUUCUCCUCAUUCUGUCCUUGUGAGGAGUUUCUAAUAUUGGAAAAAAUUCCCUAUAAUGUCAGCUUUAUGAUCCAAUACUCUUGUUGCAUUUGCUACAAAUAUCUCUGUUGAUAUAUAUGAUGCCCAUCGUCUUGUCGUUUAUGAUAUAGCCGAGAUGGGAAAUAAUAACGCUCAAUACGGGGUGCCGCCGUUGGCCGCUUCACAUCUCCGUGCACAGAAUAUACCUAUAUUCCCAUUGUCUUCGCCUAUUAACGAAGAAAUAUACACCCCCUUCGAAUCGCCCGGAAGCUCACAAUUGGUAGCCCCGGACAAAGACAACCCCUUUGCCUCGUCUGAGGACUAUUUGACCCACGGGAAAACACAGUCUGAAACCGACAAUGCAACGCAAUUCGAUAGCCAAACGGAGGAUAAACAGAAACUUCUUGGCGAGUCCUCUCAAGCUCCCCGCCCUAGCCGUUGGGAUUCAAUUAAACGCGGACGGACUAUUAUGAAGCGGAACCCCAAAGAAGCCACAACAAACAAGAAGACGCGUCCCGGACUCAACCUCGUCACGAACUUCGCCAAUGAUACGCCCAAGUAUAGAAGAGACGCAGUGUCGAAACGUCGACAGUCGGCUGGCAGGGGGUUUAUCGACCUGAAUGAUCUACGGUUACUCUCGAAGGGGACGGAAACUGCGAGACCAGUACAGGCACAGGGGAACAGGCUGUUGCCGGAGCGGAGAAUAUCGUCAGCAAAGGGGUAUGAGGAAAUCAAAGACAAUGUCGGAGAGGCCACACAGGGCCCACAGGCCAGUAACUAUGUUAAAAAGAUGAAGAAAUCUCCUCUGGAUGCGUUGCGGGCCGGUUCUCCUAGCAAAUCACAGGAUCUAUCCCCUUCCGAUCGCCCGAUUAUGAUUGGGCUAAGGGUUCCGUACAAUAACGCGGGAGGCCAGGGGAAGACCAAACGGCUCGGAGAUGAUAGCAGCACGCCGAUUAAAAGCAACAUUGGCAGCCCAAAUAGCCAGAAAAGCACAAAUUCUACACCUAUUACUCCAACCAUCAUCAUCACGCCUGCCAGGGAAGAUAAUCCUUGGGACAGCUUCAGUAGCGGAAGCCCCGAAGCGCGGCGUGCACGACCCGCUUCGAGCAUCUAUUCUCAACCUACGCCACGGGCGAAAGACGGUCGUCCACCAUCUAUCAUUCCACCUGUCCCGGCGAUUCCUGCGUCCCAUUCUUUCACCAAGACUGAGGCUAGUGAUGUAUUUGUCGACCAAGGUUCGACGACGACGACGCCCGCGCGAAGAAAUCGCGCGUUCUCUAUUGGGACUGUGAUCGAGGAUGACUCGCCUGUAUGUAGACGAACGGCGCGUCCACGAUCCAUGUCAGAUGAAAGCAGACUGCAUGCGGGAAUAGCCAGCAGAUAUAGCAUCGACACCAUCGCUACAAGGCCUCGAUCGCAGGGAUGGUGGAACCUAUUACUUUCUCCGCUCCUUUCACGCUCAAACACCAUGGCGAGCAAAAUGAGUUUUAGGUCGCCCCAAGAUGAAACACCGCCGGUUGUUCCCGCGUUUCCGUUUGCUGUGUCACAGUCACUACAGGUUGACAGUAAUCGGGACGGAGAGAAACGUGUGGUGGAGGAAGUUUCUUUCUUUUCACCAGAUACCCCUUACAGCGCGGAGGAGAAAGAGAGCCUUUGGUCAUCUGCCGCGGGCACGGUCGGCAAACCGCGUGUCGAACGUGAAGGAUCCGCUUCUGAAUGGGAUGAUGAUGACGCUGAUGAUUGUUCACAGCCAUCUUCACGCCAAUCAAGGGAUAAAGCUUCCCACAUUUCCACGGUUUCCGCCCAGACUAUUCCUUUCAUGAUCUCGAACCCUACUUCUGCUGGCUAUACACAGGAACAUUUUCACCAGAGCGUACAUGACUACUCUACUAAUAAACAAAGUCCUCCACACUUACCAUCUACGAGUCCACGCACUGGGUAUUCUAGAAACUACAUCGCAGCUUUCCCACCGGUGCCUGGCGAGAACGUUCAGGUUGAGAAUCAAAAUCCAAACAACCCGUUUUUCCAACGAUUUGUCGAUAGCCUGAGGAGCGGAGUAGAGCCUAGGGAGCGGUCGAAUUCUGAUUCAACCGUGAUCGAGGACGAGCCAGAUAUUUCCCCUAACGUUCGUCAAGCUACGGUUACUCCGUUGCUCAGAGCUGCGGCAAUAGGGCCUUUCCAAGCUGGGCAGACGGCGCCUCUACCACCGAUCCCUCGACGUGUAUCUUCCUCACCAAACCCUUUUGACAGCUCCCCGAGUUUAAGCGUGGGAAACUCAAGCAUCCAACCUCCUCCUUACUCUCCGCCUAAGAAGAUCACGAAGCUUAGGCGAUAUAGGGCUAUCUUACCUUCAGAUUUGCACCCGCAACCCCAAUCGCCAGGACCGUUAUCCCCGGAGACGCAGGCACAAAUGACGUCAAGAGGUGGUGGAAUACUAUUAUCUGGCAUUCAGCAACCCCAGCCCCCUGCAGCAACGUAUAGUGCCAGAAACGAACCCCUUCCACGAGGAGUUCUACCGCCCCGUCUGCCGAACAACCCUGUCCGCCUGUCGGACGUCGAAAGACCGGUGGAUGUACGAGCAAAUAGCGAAUCUAGGCGUCGGAGAUUAGAGCGAGAAGAUCGAAUGGCUAGGAAAGUUGGAGGGCUGUGGCGCGGGAGGGGCUGUUUGAACAACAGAGGAUGUUUUGGUAGAUCCGGUCGGGAAGGCAGAAAGAGACGCCGGUGGUACAUGUGUAUUGCAGCUAUUUUGAUCGCCAUUAUCAUUGUCAGUGUUGUACUCGCGGUUACGCUCACGAAAAAGAGUGAUGACACCCCCGAAUCGCGCUGGCUGAACCUGACCGGCUACCCGCCCAUGCCAACUGGGGUUUCAACCAUUGCGGGCCCGAAUGCAGCGGUCGCGAACUCAGGGUGUAUACGCCCGCCAACCGUGUGGAGUUGCGCAUUACCCAAAGAAAACCAGGAUGCCAAUAAGCCGUUCGACCCGGACCAACCGAACUUCAGGAUCCAGAUAAAUUUCCGGAACGGCACCUUUGCUCACAGCACAGUCCCUUCCAAUCAGGCGGCUCGAAAGAGGUCGGUCUUCACCAUUUUGAGCAAGUCGGGCGCCUCCCCCAAAUCUCUCGAUAGUCGUCAAUCGCUGCAGAAGCGGAGCGGCGGGUUCUCCCCUAUUCCCGCCCCGCCAAGUAUCGAAGAGCAGGAAUUUCUCGGAAACACGACCGAUGGAGUCACCGGGCCGUUCGCAGGGGAAGACACCCCAUUCCUUGCAACCUUCCUCUCCCCAGAACCAAUAACGAUAUCCAGCCGCGAGCGACGCGCGGACACACCUCCACCUCAACUUGAAGGCAUGGACGCCGACGACCUACGCGACGCCAUCCCCAACCCAGCACACAACCCGGACGGGGCCGCGGCGCCCGCAAACCUCCUCCCGCUGCCGAUCGCCCAGCCAAUCCGGCUGUACGACCGCGGCCUCCCUACCGAGCACUACGGCUUCUACACGUUCUACGACCGCUCCAUCUUCCUCAAAGCCGACAGGCCGCUGAACAACGACUCCGUCCUCUCCGUGGUUCCCGACGACGAGAACGGCGGCUCAACGCGCUCCGCCGCCCGCGUGCGCUGCACCUGGACGCAGACGCGCUUCCUCGUGCAGAUCUGGACGCAGCCCGCGCGGAAUGGGAUGGGAGUGAUACCGUCGUCGCCAACGUCAUCCUCUGCUGCCUCCUCCUCCUCCCCGCCAGAGUCUUCCACGGCAGGCCUCCAGCCGUCCGGCACAGAUUUCACGCGCCCGGGCUCCUUCCCUUAUCCUAUCACCAUCGUGCUGGACAGACAUGGCGGCAAUCCCAGGGCGAAGAUGGUGUAUUGCUACGAGCUGGAUUUGGAGCAGCGGUACAUUGUGAGUUCGAAGAAGCUGCAGGUGGAGGAUCGCGGGUUUGGGGGCCAGCUGGUUAGGCCGGGGACGUUGCUUGGUGGUGGGAGUGGUGGUUCUUCAUUUGGUGGGUUUGAUGGUGGGAAUGGGGGGUGUCGGUGUGAGUGGAGGAAUUGGUUGACGGUUAGAUGAUAUCUGGGGGAAAGGAGUGGGGGGGGAGAGGGUAUGGAUUUUAUGAUGUUUUAAUUAUUUAUCAUUAUGGGUUUCUACAUGUGGGGAGAUGGAUGGUAUGGAGUCUUUCUUUGCUGUGCUUUUUUUUUUUGGUGGGCCUGUCUGGUUGUCCUUGGAUUUGUUGUGAUGUUUAUGUGAUUUUUGAGUUUGCUGAAAAGAAUAAUGGGAUGUUGGAUACCUACAUCGCUUGUAGUAUAGUUUAGCUUUCUUUGUGCAGAUUGUGUAUAGUA
Messenger RNA from Blastomyces dermatitidis ER-3, 5594 nucleotides. RefSeq lists its product as uncharacterized. The record is from RefSeq and is a predicted model, not a curated record. Lineage: Eukaryota; Fungi; Ascomycota; Eurotiomycetes; Onygenales; Ajellomycetaceae. The coding region runs from base 1408 to 5325 and encodes 1305 amino acids. The transcript is spliced from 3 exons.